Molecule: messenger RNA, 1167 nt
Organism: Sinocyclocheilus rhinocerous
Lineage: Eukaryota; Metazoa; Chordata; Actinopteri; Cypriniformes; Cyprinidae
Product: free fatty acid receptor 2
Exons: 1
Coding region: 250-1167 (305 amino acids)
Biological process (GO): G protein-coupled receptor signaling pathway; cellular response to fatty acid
Cellular component (GO): plasma membrane
Molecular function (GO): G protein-coupled receptor activity
Source: RefSeq, a predicted model, not a curated record
UUUUUUUGUUUUGUUUUGUUUGUUUGUUUGUUUUUUAUGAAACUUAAAAAUGACUGAAAGUCUUGGUUUCAGACCAUUUAAGCGCGACUUACAUGUCCAAAUACAUUUGUAAACCACUGUAGCGGUUCAUUAGUGUUGGCCAAAUCAAUUAUCAAAGUACCUAUACGAGUGGCAUUUUAACUAUCAUGUACCUUGUUGGAUAAAUGUCAGUCUCAUUUUGAUGUUUUUCAGAGUCCAUUCACAUGCAAAAUGAUAAACCACUGGGUGAUUUUAGCCGUCUACAUCCUGACGUUUCUGAUCGGCCUUCCUGCCAAUCUACUGGCUAUUUGCACCUUCUUUAAGAAACUGGGUGACAAACCCAGUCCGAAUGACAUCCUGCUCUUCAACCUGACGGCUUCGGACUUGGUCUUCCUGCUCUUUCUGCCCUUCAAGAUGUACGAAGCCGCCGUUGGCAUGAAAUGGUAUUUAUCCCAGACCCUGUGCUCCAUUGCCUCCUAUUUCUUUUUCACCACCAUUUACACCAGCUCCCUGUUGCUCAUGGCUAUAGCCAUUGACCGCUACUUAGGGCUGGCGUUUCCAUUCAAGUACAGACUGUUGCGUAAGCCGCUUUACGCCGCAGCAGGAAGCGUCAUCAUCUGGCUGGUCAGCGCUGCCCAUUGCAGCAUCAUCUUCAUCACUGUCCACAUGCCAGAUCUGAACGCCACCCUUCCCAAAACGGUCUGCUAUGAAAACUUCACAGAGCAGCAAAAGAAGAUCUUGUUACCAGUCCGACUUGAAUUCUUUGUGGUUAUAUACAUGCUGCCGCUCUUAGUUUGUAUCUUCUGCUAUAUCAACUGCAUCUACAUCCUGUACAGCAGGCCUCAUAUAUCUAAAGAGAAAAAGCAAAGGGCCAUUGGCAUGGCGUUGUGCACGCUCACCAUCUUUUUACUCUGUUUUUUACCCUACAACUUGUCUCAUCUGGUGGGUUUCAGCAGCAACAACAGCCCGUCGUGGAGGUACUACACGCUCCUGCCCAGCACCCUCAACACCUGUCUGGAUCCGUUCGUCUUUUACUUCUCGUCCUCCACUUUCCGUGAAAGCAAAACUGUUUCUUUACUCAAGAAGUGGUGUUGUUUUACACAGAAGACUAAAAAGAGUGACACUGAACUUGUGAUUCUGGCAGAAUGA